Molecule: messenger RNA, 1605 nt
Organism: Protobothrops mucrosquamatus (brown spotted pit viper)
Lineage: Eukaryota; Metazoa; Chordata; Lepidosauria; Squamata; Viperidae
Gene: NLK
Product: nemo like kinase
Exons: 13
Coding region: 1-1479 (492 amino acids)
Biological process (GO): protein phosphorylation; intracellular signal transduction
Cellular component (GO): nucleus; cytoplasm
Molecular function (GO): MAP kinase activity; ATP binding
Source: RefSeq, a predicted model, not a curated record
AUGGCGGUACAUCUGCAGCAGCAGCAGGUCACCACCACCAUCACCACCAUCACCUUCCUCACCUUCCCCCUCCUCAUCUCCAUCACCAUCACCAUUCUCAACACCAUUUGCACCCCGGUUCUGCAGCCGCAGUACAUCCUGUACAGCAACAUAGUCAAGCACCUGGACCGGCAGCAGCCGCCCCAGCUCAGGUACAAGCUGCAGCAGCUGCUGCAGUUAAAGCGCACCAUCAUCAGCAUACUCAUCAUUCACAACAACAACUGGAUAUUGAACCAGACAGGCCUAUUGGAUAUGGAGCCUUUGGUGUUGUCUGAUCUAUACAUGUUUAUUAAAUGCUGUGAAAGUGAACUUUGGUCAGUAACAGAUCCACGAGAUGGAAAGAGGGUUGCACUCAAAAAGAUGCCCAACGUCUUCCAAAAUCUGGUCUCUUGCAAAAGGGUCUUCCGUGAAUUGAAGAUGUUGUGUUUUUUUAAGCAUGACAAUGUACUCUCCGCUCUCGACAUACUCCAGCCACCACACAUCGACUACUUUGAAGAAAUAUAUGUUGUUACAGAACUGAUGCAGAGUGAUCUCCAUAAGAUUAUCGUCUCUCCUCAGCCACUCAGCUCAGAUCACGUCAAAGUUUUUCUUUACCAGAUUUUAAGAGGCCUGAAAUACUUACAUUCAGCUGGUAUUUUGCAUCGAGACAUUAAACCAGGGAACCUUCUUGUGAACAGCAACUGUGUUCUUAAGAUCUGUGAUUUUGGCCUAGCCAGGGUGGAAGAAUUAGAUGAAUCUCGUCAUAUGACUCAGGAAGUUGUUACUCAGUAUUAUCGGGCUCCAGAAAUCCUGAUGGGAAGCCGUCACUACAGCAAUGCUAUUGACAUCUGGUCCAUAGGCUGUAUAUUUGCCGAACUGCUGGGGCGAAGAAUAUUGUUUCAAGCUCAAAGCCCCAUUCAGCAGUUGGAUUUGAUCACCGAUCUUUUGGGGACACCGUCACUGGAAGCAAUGAGGACAGCUUGUGAAGGCGCCAAGGCUCACAUACUCAGGGGUCCUCAUAAACAGCCAUCCCUUCCUGUCCUGUAUACAUUAUCCAGCCAAGCUACACAUGAAGCCGUUCAUCUCCUUUGUAGGAUGUUGGUCUUCGAUCCAUCCAAAAGAAUAUCCGCUAAGGAUGCCUUAGCUCAUCCAUAUCUUGACGAAGGGCGUUUACGAUAUCACACCUGUAUGUGCAAAUGUUGUUUUUCAACGUCUACUGGAAGAGUUUACACCAGUGAUUUUGAACCCAUCACAAAUCCUAAAUUUGAUGAUACUUUUGAAAAGAACCUCAGUUCUGUCCGGCAGGUUAAAGAAAUAAUCCAUCAGUUCAUUUUGGAACAGCAGAAAGGAAAUAGAGUACCUUUAUGCAUCAAUCCACAAUCUGCUGCUUUUAAGAGCUUUAUUAGUUCCACUGUUGCUCAGCCGUCUGAGAUGCCACCAUCUCCACUGGUCUGGGAAUGAAAGUGGAAGAUACAGUAUACUACUGAAGACACAAUGUAGCUUUCCACUGGAUUCUGGGAUUUGCAAUUCUGGAGAUUUAAUCAUGCUUGUACUGUAAUUUUACUAAUGAAGUUUUAAAUUAACAAC